AUGGUCCUGGGCGAAAAGCCUCAUAAACGAGUGGGACCGUCCCCAUCAUGGGCCAGUCCUGCGGGACAUCUCCUUCCAGUUUCCCAGCAGAAGAGAAUCCGAAACCGCUUUCAAGGACAUAACUCGAACAAUGUUUUGCCUCAUUCUAAUGAAGCAGGAACGUAUCACAUUGGAGAUGUAUAUACGCCACUGGAACAAAAGCGUCCAUGGGAGAUAAACACUGACUUUAUGCCAUAUCUGAAACAUAUUAAGAAUAUUUCGCGGGGAUGGCCUUCUCUAUCGUACUUGGCAAGCUGGAUGGAGGUGACAACCUCUCCAGUUAAAUGGCGACAUCUCACAGAAGAAGAUCGAGAAACACGCGCAAAGCACACCCGAGUGGUGAUGAUAGACUUCCCUCAAGACAUAGAUGGCGAACCUACACGAACAUCAAUAAACAGUAUCCACGAGCUUCGCAGACUAUUUGAACAAUAUGACUUCAACCACAGCCCCGAUCAUUCCAGAUUAUUUGUCAUUGAGGAUCUGUCCAGAGAUGUCAUUGAAGCUUUCGGAUCUGCAUAUGACAUCGACCCCCAUUUCUGGAGAGGCCAUAUAAGCGACUAUCUAUGGUACAACACUAGGGAUCCUUGGGUGGAGCUCGAAGAACUUCCUCAUAUCACUCGAAGUCGGAAUUUCUAUCAUUUUCGCUACGUCCAUCCACGAUACUUUAAAAGCAAAGAAUCGCAAUUACGAGCUACACAAGAAGCACGCAGGAUGAACGUGCUCAGACGGUUGGAUGACGACCGUAUAAGCGCGAGUUUACUGGAUGAUGAGCAGGCAUCAGUAAACAUGUGGCGUAGUAAGGCGUCUUUAUGGCUUCGACGCAAUGGGAAACAUCAAAAACAUACGUUGGGGAUAUUGAUAGUAGACCCUUCGAUAAAAGAAGGGUAUCCUCUCUGGGGAAAAGGAUUCAACUUCGAACCACCCCCGAGUCUUGCAUCGAAAAGCGUACCGGCGGUGCCCGUUCCAAAGGAUUCAUUGUUCGAGGCUGUGAUCCACUGGACAAUGAAAAUGUCAAUGCAACAACUAAAUGAAUUGGAAGGGCACCCGAAUACAUUUGCCGUUGCAAUUCUCAGCAUUAUUGCUAUCGAGUGGCUUACUGUCAAAGAGUACGUGACCACAAGAUUGACUCAAAUUGAAUGGGAACUAGAAGUCCCAGACUUUCGAGGACAUGGUGAAAAAUAUGGGUUGGAUGCCUCCCUCAAAUGGCUUCACCCCUUCCGUCGAAAUGUUCCCAGAUAUCGAAAAUGGGUCACCAAUAUCCUCAACGGGAUUCUCGGCGACAAGAAUCUCUCACCCACCGAUUCCAAAGACCAAUCUCUUAGAGAUUUACGGGAGGAUUUCCUUAUUAUUCUCAAGGAUCUCGAGACGCUCCAAGCACAGGUCCAAGAUCUCGUCCGCGUCGUCACGGCAAUAAUAUCCAUAGAAGAAGCUAAGCGUUCUGCAGAACAGAACAAAAGUCUUGCGCGUCUGACGUACUUGGCUGUUGUAUUUGUGCCACUGUCAUUUGUCUCGAGUUUCUUUAGUAUGAAUUCGGAUAUUGCGAGUCUGCGCACUACGUUUUGGAUUUUCUUUGCGGUGGCGGUGCCUCUUACCCUUCUCUCGCUUUCGGUUACACGUUGGUGGGCUAUUACUAGGUGGCUGAGACGAGGUAGAGAUUAA
This is a messenger RNA of Talaromyces marneffei, 1698 nucleotides long. RefSeq lists its product as uncharacterized. The transcript is spliced from 3 exons. The record is from RefSeq and is a predicted model, not a curated record. Gene Ontology annotation, cellular component: membrane. The coding region runs from base 1 to 1698 and encodes 565 amino acids. Lineage: Eukaryota; Fungi; Ascomycota; Eurotiomycetes; Eurotiales; Trichocomaceae. Gene Ontology annotation, biological process: transmembrane transport; metal ion transport. Gene Ontology annotation, molecular function: magnesium ion binding; magnesium ion transmembrane transporter activity; cobalt ion binding.